Molecule: messenger RNA, 756 nt
Organism: Rotaria sp. Silwood1
Lineage: Eukaryota; Metazoa; Rotifera; Eurotatoria; Philodinida; Philodinidae
Source: the annotation of a GenBank genome assembly
AUGACUCUAACGGCUGCUCAAAUGGGUCUUUGUUUUCAAUCAUAUUGGUACAUGUGGUUAACCAAUGGUCUAUCAGGUUUACUUUUUAUGGGUAUUGAUAUUGGUAUUGCUGCAUUUUUUUUGACAAAACUUAAGAAAAAUCCAUCGAAAUAUCAACGUCCACCAACUGUUGAUAAUCGACCAAUUAGUCCAACUGAUAUUAAUACUGUUGAAGAUACUGAAAGAAAGACGACUAGUAGAAGAUCUGCAAUACGUGGUUCUUCAGCUAAAUUAGAUAAUUCCAAUUCAAUGGAAAUAAGCGAUGAUUUUUCUCAUGCAACAUGUGAAAUAAUAAAUCUAUUUCGUCAACAAUAUGAUGCUCCACCACUAGAAUUAGAUGAUAAAUUAACUGAUAUUGCACAAGAUUGGGCUAAUCAAAUGGCUGAAACUGGUAAAUUAGAACAUAGACCACUUGAAUAUCGUAAUUUUGGAAGACAAUCACUUGGUGAAAAUUUUAUGGCACAAUUUCAAACUGAAUUAACAGCUAAUAAAAUGGUACGAAAAUGGAUGAAAGAAGGACGUAAAUAUAGAUUUGGUUAUGAUGGACGUAGAGAUACAGAUAAUUUUACACAAUUAGUUUGGCAAGGAUCUCGACAAAUUGGUGUUGGACGAGCUCAAUCUGCUGAUGGAAAUUGGUGGUAUGGUGUUGUCGUCUUUGAUCCACCUGGUAAUAUUCCAAAUCAAUAUGCUGAAAAUGUAAAAUUUCCAGGUCCAUAA